AUGUCUACUAUCCCGACUACUGCUCAGGCGUGGCGCUUUCCGCCUGAUCAAACGAGUUGGAACGGCCACAAGAGCCUCGAGCUCCGCGAAGUCAAAAUCACUCCUCCUAAGCAAGGAGAGGUCCUAGUGAAGCUACACGCGGCUGCUCUUAACUACAGGGUAUGCACGGUCAAGUACACCCACGAUUCUUCGAUCUUCUCCAGCGCCGUCACAAGACGGAAUCAGCCCCUGUCCGUCAGGGCCGAAUCGAGAUUAGUAGUCGCUGUUGGCGAGGGUGUCACGCAGUGGAAGAAAGGAGACCGGGUGCACUCGCUGUUCUUCGAAACGUGGUUUGACGGUCCUAACCAAGACGAGCAUAUGCCCUUUACAGUUGGUGGUGAGGCUGCCACCAUCCCAUGCGCAGCAUUGACCGCAUGGCAUUCGUUCUUCGAAAAGCGACCCAUCACCAAAGAUUCGACCGUGCUGGUACUCGGUAGCGGAGGGGUCUCCGUGUUUGGUGCGCAGCUCGCCAAGGCGGCGGGGGCACGGGUGAUUGCUACUACUUCGAGCAAGGAGAAGGCGGCCAAGUACAAAGACUUGGGAGUCGACGAGAUCAUCAACUACCGAGAGGUGCCUGAGUGGUCGAGCAAGGUCAAAGAGUUGACUGGGGGUAAAGGUGUCGAGCAGGUGCUUGAAGUUGGCGGACAGGGCACGCUCAUGCAAUCCCUUAAGUCCGUCAAACGCGAAGGCUCAGUACAUGUGAUCGGCGCCGUUGCGCAGGGUAACCCAGGUAGCGAAACCCUCCAAGAUCUGGCCAAGACGGUGUUAUUCGGACAGAUCUCGGUGAUCGGAAUCUUGGUUGGAAACAAGGCAAUGUGCGAGAGGUUGGACGCCUUCAUGGCUGAGCACAAGAUCAAGCCAGUUAUUGACCGUGUAUUUGGCUGGAGUGAGGUGGUGGAUGCGUUGGAUUACCAGCUCAGUGGCUCCCAUUUUGGAAAAAUUGUCAUCAAAAUCGACUGA
Molecule: messenger RNA, 999 nt
Organism: Rhizoctonia solani
Lineage: Eukaryota; Fungi; Basidiomycota; Agaricomycetes; Cantharellales; Ceratobasidiaceae
Product: Zinc-binding dehydrogenase
Exons: 7
Coding region: 1-999 (332 amino acids)
Molecular function (GO): oxidoreductase activity
Source: RefSeq, a predicted model, not a curated record